GAAGAUCUCGUCGUCUUUCUUCCGGGCCGAGGUCCGCAACGGCGAAAGACGACAUCUUAUAUUCGCCACAGACCAGCAACUUCAACUGUUGAAGAAAGCAAAGACAUGGUACAUUGACGGGACGUUUAAGGUGGUCCGACAACGCUUUUACCAGUUGCUUUCCAUUCAUUCUUUCGUAAGGUCCGGUGACGACAUGAAGCAGCUUCCGUUACUGUUUGCGGUGAUGGCCGGAAAAACCAGUGAAGACUACACACAGGUUUUCAAAGGCGUCAUGGACAUCCUCCAUAACGAAACUCGAGUGAAAGAAUUCAUGGUCGAUUUUGAAGCCGGGAUGUGGCAGGGCCUCCGGGAAGUUUUCGUCGACCCAACAAUUAAAGGAUGUGCCUUUCACUGGAACCAGGCCGUAUGGCGGCACGUGCAAAGCCUCGGUCUCCAGACUGAAAGAAAAAACAACAGACGAACGCCUGGCCGACCUGCUAGAGUAUGUGGACAGGACAUGGCUUAAAUCUUCGGUGUGGGGACCUGAAAAUUGGAGCGUGUUUGGUCGGAGUGUCCGAACAAAUAAUGACUGUGAAGGGUGGCACUUGAAACUAAAUCAGCACGCCAAGAAAGCCAAUUUGCCUUUCUACCUACUACUGACCCUUCUUUGUGAAGAGGCUUC
Messenger RNA from Dreissena polymorpha, 661 nucleotides. RefSeq lists its product as uncharacterized. The transcript is spliced from 3 exons. The record is from RefSeq and is a predicted model, not a curated record. The coding region runs from base 194 to 505 and encodes 103 amino acids. Lineage: Eukaryota; Metazoa; Mollusca; Bivalvia; Myida; Dreissenidae.